This is a messenger RNA of Punica granatum (pomegranate), 1220 nucleotides long. NCBI's taxonomy places the organism in Eukaryota, Viridiplantae, Streptophyta, Magnoliopsida, Myrtales, Lythraceae. The record is from RefSeq and is a predicted model, not a curated record.
GCCGAAUCAUCCCGGACAACUCAACUGAGACAGCGAAAUCUUUUUGGGUUCGAACACAGAGCAGAAAUCGUCCUAUGAAUAAAAGGUCCCAAUUACAACAUCCUUGAAGCCCUCCGCUUCGUCUUAUGAGCGGGCUUGGGCCUAGUCAGCCCACCAAAGUGAAUCUCCGGCUAAACGACGACAUCGACGAUUUUUAUUUCCCACCGGCCGUAGUCGACGGCGAUGAUUAGCUCUCUCUGUCCCGGGCAGCUUCCGUUGAAAUAUCAAGUGGGAGAUCAGUCUCGCCGGCCGCUUUGAUAUCGUAUAGUGAGGUGAGCGGUGAGAACGAGACGGGGAGAUGGCGAUCUCAUCAAGAACCAGGCUCGUCUCUGCGGCGCUGUUGUGGAUGCUGGCCCUCUUCGCAACUCUAGCAAUCAUCCAGAACCGAUUGAGCGAUGCUGGGGCGUCGUCUGGGAGGAAAAUCGGCGAUGUCCGGAACGAUGAGGUGGAGAAGGACCCUGAAGAUCUAGAAGAAGUGACCCACAAAGUCUAUUUCGAUAUCGAGAUUGCUGGAAAACCCGCAGGUCGCAUAAUCAUGGGCCUAUUCGGGAAAACAGUCCCUAAGACAGCAGAAAACUUUCGAGCUCUUUGCACGGGAGAAAAGGGGACGGGGAAGAGUGGAAAGGUUCUCCACUAUAAAGGAAGCAAAUUCCAUAGGAUCAUUCCUAGCUUCAUGAUCCAAGGAGGUGAUUUUACCCGUGGUGAUGGACGAGGGGGGGAGUCAAUUUAUGGAGAUAGAUUUUCUGAUGAAAACUUCAAACUGAAGCACACAGGCCCAGGGGUACUAUCAAUGGCAAAUGCUGGACCCGAUACAAAUGGAUCACAAUUCUUCAUUACAACAGUACAAACUAGUUGGUUGAAUGGUCAGCAUGUUGUGUUUGGGAAGGUGAUUUCCGGGAUGGAUGUUGUGUCCAAGAUCGAAGCUGAGGGGAGACAAAGCGGUGGGCCCAAACGUAAAGUAGUUAUCUCAGGCAGCGGAGAACUGCCUCUGUAACCGUGACAUUUAGCAGAGGGUACAUCGUGUAUAUUCUUUUUCCCAUUUGUUUGAUACUAAGGACCGUUCCUUGUGUUUGUUUCAUCAGUGAUGGAUUGCUCUUUCUGUCUCUAAACUUAAAUGCCUUCAUCCUGCUGUGUUUCAUGAAUAUGAAAUAUUCGGAUUUAUUCGAUUCAACUUCUGGGGA